CAAAUGCGAGAUUGGCGGAUGUGAAGGCUUGAGCAGAGGAAGAGCGAAGCCUGCCAGUAGGAGUACGUGUGCAUCCUGUCGUUAGCAUUAGGUUACUUGGCUAACUGUACUUUUCAAUUGGAGUCGCAAAUAUGGUGCUUCUUGAAAACGACUCGUUUCUAACAGAGCUGACACGUUUGUUCCAGAAGUGCAGAUCCUCUGGUAGUGUCGUCAUCACAUUGAAAAAGUAUGACGGGAGGACAAAGCCGGUACCCAGAAAAGGCCACUCGGAGUCUUUUGAGCCAGCAGACAAUAAAUGCCUUCUCAGGGCUUCUGAUGGCAAGAAGAAAAUUAGCACAGUGAUCAGCACCAAAGAAGUAAUCAAGUUUCAAAUGGCAUACUCCAACCUCCUGCGAGCGCACAUUGAUGGCUUGAAAAAGAAAGACAAGAAGAGCAAAAGCAAGAAGACCAAAGCCACUCAAUGAGCAAAAGACUCAGAACCUCAUGAACUGAUCCCAUUCCAGUCUAAGAAUAUGGGAGUGGGACCCUCUCCUGUCAGUCAGCCCACUCAAUCCUUGCUCACACACCCAACGACAACUUCGAUAUUUUUGCCACGAUCGCAUGUCGUGACGACUGCUCUGUGCCAUCUAGGAGGAUUUGUCAUACUGCGCAAAUCGACGUCAGGAGCCAAAUCCAGUCAGUCCGGUGCUUUUUUUCUUGUUGAAUGGCUACCCUUCCUAUUUAUGUUCAAAUUAGGAUUGUGAAAGCAGUCACUUUUUAUAUUUGAAAUACUUUUAGAGGAUUAUUUUGAAAUGUAUUGCUUUGUGAGAAACAAUGCAUGGUAUCCCAAGUUUCAAGUCAUUUUAUUUUGAUUAUGUAAUAAAUACAAUGGUUAUAGUCUCCAUGUAGAAACCUGAAGCUGCCACACCUGGCCUGCUUUCUUUGUUAAAAAAAAGAAGAAAGAAAAAUAUAAGUUCAUUGAAAAUGUGAAUCCAAUUUUGGAAUCGAGCUAAAUUGCAAGUAUGAGAUGUACUGAAAUCUUCUGGACAGGAAAUCCAGAGCGCCCUAGGCAGCGUGCCUCGUCGGGCCCACAGCAGAAUUUAAGUUCACUAAUAAAGUGCCGUGUUGGAAAAA
Messenger RNA from Corythoichthys intestinalis (scribbled pipefish), 1113 nucleotides. It is a transcript of the gene srp14, whose product is annotated as signal recognition particle 14. Lineage: Eukaryota; Metazoa; Chordata; Actinopteri; Syngnathiformes; Syngnathidae. The transcript has 5 exons. The record is from RefSeq and is a predicted model, not a curated record. The coding region runs from base 132 to 464 and encodes 110 amino acids. Gene Ontology annotation, biological process: SRP-dependent cotranslational protein targeting to membrane. Gene Ontology annotation, cellular component: signal recognition particle, endoplasmic reticulum targeting. Gene Ontology annotation, molecular function: 7S RNA binding; endoplasmic reticulum signal sequence receptor activity.